Molecule: messenger RNA, 1125 nt
Organism: Penicillium cinerascens
Lineage: Eukaryota; Fungi; Ascomycota; Eurotiomycetes; Eurotiales; Aspergillaceae
Product: Mg2+ transporter protein CorA-like/Zinc transport protein ZntB
Exons: 4
Coding region: 1-1125 (374 amino acids)
Biological process (GO): transmembrane transport; metal ion transport
Cellular component (GO): membrane
Molecular function (GO): magnesium ion transmembrane transporter activity; cobalt ion transmembrane transporter activity; magnesium ion binding
Source: RefSeq, a predicted model, not a curated record
AUGGAGAUUCUGGAUGCAUUUGUGCCCGUCCACUACCAAGUGGUUCAUCAAUAUUGGCUGAUCAAGAAGUUUUACGGUGCAUUGCUGGCAUUUUUGACUAAUGAGUACCCCGACACCUAUCUGGAAAUCAUUGGACAUAACAUGUCCUACUUUUGCAAAAACAUCAGGCAGAUCCAUGAUGGGAUCAAACGGGGCGGGGAUAAAAAAUCCACGACCUUCUAUCUCCCCAAAGCUCUGGUAGAGGCCUUCAACCCACUGAUUACCUACAUCUGUAUCUGCAGCCAGAUAAACCCCGAGUCCAAUUCAGAUUUGGGUCUCCUCCAGCGUUACGAGAAGAAAGUCAACAAAUCUCUGCGAACCGGCAAGUUCCAGCUUAUUUCCAUGAUUCGCGCCGGGGACUUCAGCGAAGCCAAAGUCUUUCGAGGAGUGAACGCUCAAGGCAUCAUGACCAUGGUUACUGAGCGGCUGGCAAGAAUACCAAGUGAGAGACCGAAUGGCCAACUCACGAAAGAUGGAUUCAAUCUUUUGCAGAUCUAUCGGCAGUACAUUUUACGCCUGGAACUCCAAGUUCGGAUGGAUCCCAAUGCUGGAACAUUUGACGCAAUCCAACAGCUUCGAGAGGAGCUCAAUAUUGUCAACAUCGUGCUUGAUCAGCAACUGAAGGUCCUGGAAAGAAUGCGAACGGUGUGGAUCAAUUUGAAUCAAUCUGGCCGAAAAGUCAGCCUGCAGAGUAUACACCAGAGUCGAAAGUUGAUCAAGCAAAUGAAGCGCGAUUUGGAUGAGCUCGAGAGCAUGGCCAAUAAGACAUCGAUGCUUCUCCGAUCAAUGAUUGAAGUGCGCAAAGAGUCGAACAGUAAGGCCAUCACCAUUUUCACCAUCGUGACAGUCAUUUUUUUGCCCUUGUCAUUCAUCACGUCCUACCUGGGCAUGAAUAGCGUCGAUAUUCGCGACGGCACUUUUCAUCAGAGCUUGUUCUGGGCCAUAGCCCUUCCCAGCGCUACUUGUCUUGUCGUCAUCUUGUGGAUCGUUAUCCGUUUCAGGCAAAAGGUGAAGAGAAUGUGGCCCCAACGCAGAUUGAGGGGAUCCUUACGGACGAUAGCGUCCUGGUUCUAUGGGGGGGCGUAG